This is a messenger RNA of Medioppia subpectinata, 393 nucleotides long. Lineage: Eukaryota; Metazoa; Arthropoda; Arachnida; Sarcoptiformes; Oppiidae. The record is from the annotation of a GenBank genome assembly.
AUGAUCUCAUUGUCGUCUCUGUUGAUGGAGAAGAGCGGAAGAAUGGAGGACCUGUUGAUUAAUAUGGACACACAGUUACGGCUAUAUCUGUGGACAAUCAACGAAAUCAAUGCACUUAAAUACGCGAUUGAAGUGCAGAAUACGGCCCGCAAUCAGAUCCGUGUCAGUCAUUACAAGAAGCGAUGGCGCGAUCGGUAUAUCAAACCGCCGUCAAAGUCACAUAACUUUGAAGAUCCAUUGAAACUUAUGGACAAACUGGUGAACAAUUCCAAGACAUACGAUCACGUGUUGUCAUUCAAGAAGGUUCUGUUAAAUAUCGUCGACGACCACAAUCCACAGUUGGAUCACAACAACCACACAAACAAAACGGAUAUUCUUAAGGCAAUUGACUAA